This is a messenger RNA of Pipistrellus nathusii (Nathusius's pipistrelle), 4383 nucleotides long. The record is from the annotation of a GenBank genome assembly. NCBI's taxonomy places the organism in Eukaryota, Metazoa, Chordata, Mammalia, Chiroptera, Vespertilionidae.
AUGGGCAGACUGGGGUAUUGGACCCUGCUGGUGCUGCCAGCACUUCUGGUCUGGCGCCAUCCGGCGCAGGGUGCGGCGGCGGAGAAGGGUACCCCGGCGCUGAACAUCGCGGUGCUGCUGGGUCACAGCCACGACAUGACAGAACGUGAACUGCGGAACCUGUGGGGCCCGGAGCAGGCGACUGGGCUGCCCCUGGACGUGAACGUGGUGGCACUGCUGAUGAACCGCACGGACCCCAAGAGCCUCAUCACACAUGUGUGUGACCUCAUGUCCGGGGCGCGCAUCCACGGCCUGGUGUUUGGGGACGACACCGACCAGGAGGCCGUGGCCCAGAUGCUGGAUUUUAUCUCCUCACAGACCUUCAUCCCCAUCCUGGGCAUCCACGGGGGCGCAUCUAUGAUCAUGGCUGAUAAGGAUCCGACGUCUACCUUCUUCCAAUUUGGAGCGUCCAUCCAGCAACAAGCCACGGUCAUGAUGAAGAUCAUGCAGGAUUACGAUUGGCACGUCUUCUCCCUGGUGACCACAAUCUACCCUGGUUACAGGGACUUCAUCAGCUUCAUCAAGACCACAGUGGACAACAGCUUCGUGGGCUGGGACAUGCAGAACGUGAUCACCCUGGACACCUCCUUUGACGAUGCCAAGACGCAAGUCCAGCUAAAGAAGAUCCACUCUUCUGUCAUCUUGCUCUACUGCUCCAAAGACGAGGCUGUCCUCAUUCUAAGCGAGGCCCGCUCUCUGGGCCUCACCGGGUAUGAUUUCUUCUGGAUUGUCCCCAGCUUGGUCUCGGGGAACACAGAACUCAUCCCCAAAGAAUUUCCCUCAGGACUCAUCUCCGUUUCCUAUGAUGACUGGGACUACAGCCUGCAGGCAAGAGUAAGGGACGGCCUGGGCAUCCUGACCACGGCUGCGUCUUCCAUGUUGGAGAGUUUUUCCUACAUCCCUGAGGCCAAGGCCAGCUGCUACGGGCAGACGGAGAAGCCAGAGGCCCCGCUGCACACCCUGCACCAAUUUAUGGUCAAUGUGACAUGGGACGGCAAAGACUUGUCCUUCACUGAGGAGGGCUACCAGGUGCACCCCCGGCUGGUGGUGAUUGUGUUGAACAAGGACCGAGAGUGGGAAAAGGUGGGCAAGUGGGAGAACCAGACCCUGAGCCUGAGGCAUGCUGUGUGGCCGAGGUACAAGUCCUUUUCCGACUGUGAGCCGGACGACAACCAUCUGAGCAUCGUCACCCUUGAGGAGGCCCCCUUUGUCAUUGUGGAAGAUAUAGACCCGCUGACGGAGUCCUGUGUGAGGAACACUGUGCCCUGUCGGAAGUUCGUCAAGAUCAAUAAUUCCACCAAUGAGGGAGUGAAUGUGAAAAAAUGCUGCAAGGGAUUCUGCAUUGACAUCCUAAAGAAGCUUUCCAGAACGGUGAAGUUCACCUAUGACCUCUACCUGGUGACGAAUGGGAAGCAUGGCAAAAAAGUGAACAACGUGUGGAAUGGAAUGAUUGGGGAAGUGGUCAAUCAGCGGGCGGUCAUGGCAGUGGGCUCACUCACCAUCAAUGAGGAACGUUCAGAAGUGGUGGACUUCUCUGUGCCCUUUGUGGAGACGGGGAUCAGUGUCAUGGUUUCAAGAAGCAACGGCACCGUGUCACCUUCUGCUUUUCUAGAACCGUUCAGCGCCUCCGUCUGGGUGAUGAUGUUUGUGAUGCUGCUCAUCGUGUCCGCCAUCGCUGUUUUUGUCUUUGAAUACUUUAGCCCUGUUGGAUACAACAGAAACUUAGCCAAAGGGAAAGCACCCCACGGGCCUUCUUUUACGAUUGGAAAAGCUAUCUGGCUCCUUUGGGGCCUGGUGUUCAACAACUCCGUGCCUGUCCAGAAUCCUAAAGGCACCACCAGCAAGAUCAUGGUGUCCGUGUGGGCCUUCUUUGCUGUCAUAUUCCUGGCCAGCUACACGGCCAACCUGGCCGCUUUCAUGAUCCAGGAGGAAUUUGUGGACCAAGUGACUGGCCUCAGUGACAAAAAGUUUCAGAGACCUCACGACUAUUCCCCACCUUUUCGAUUUGGCACGGUGCCCAAUGGCAGUACGGAAAGAAACAUUCGGAAUAACUACCCUUAUAUGCAUCAGUACAUGACCAAAUAUAAUCAGAAGGGCGUAGAGGAUGCCUUGGUCAGCUUGAAAACAGGGAAACUGGACGCUUUCAUCUACGAUGCGGCAGUCUUGAAUUACAAGGCUGGGCGGGAUGAAGGCUGCAAGCUGGUGACCAUCGGGAGUGGGUACAUCUUUGCUACAACUGGGUAUGGAAUUGCCCUCCAGAAAGGCUCACCUUGGAAGAGACAGAUAGACCUGGCCCUGCUCCAGUUUGUGGGUGAUGGUGAGAUGGAGGAGCUGGAGACGCUGUGGCUCACAGGGAUCUGCCACCACGAGAAGAACGAGGUGAUGAGCAGUCAGCUGGACAUCGACAACAUGGCAGGUGUGUUCUACAUGUUGGCGGCCGCCAUGGCCCUCAGCCUCAUCACCUUCAUCUGGGAGCAUCUCUUCUACUGGAAGCUGCGCUUCUGUUUCACGGGUAUCUGCUCGGACCGGCCGGGGCUGCUCUUCUCCAUCAGCAGGGGCAUUUACAGCUGCAUUCAUGGGGUGCACAUUGAAGAAAAAAAGAAGUCUCCAGACUUCAACCUGACUGGCUCACAGAGCAACAUGCUAAAAUUCCUUCGGUCGGCCAAAAACAUGUCCAACAUGAACUCCUCAAGAAUAGAUUCUCCCAAAAGAGCUGCCGACCUUAUCCAAAGAGGUUCCCUGAUCAUGGACAUGGUUUCAGAUAAGGGAAACUUGAUAUAUUCAGACAACAGGACCUUUCAGGGGAAAGACAGCAUUUUUGGGGACAACAUGAAUGAACUCCAAACAUUUGUGGCCAACAGGCACAAGGACAACCUCAAUAACUAUGUGUUCCAGGGUCAGCACCCUUUGACCCUCAAUGAAUCUAACCCUAACACGGUGGAGGUGGCCGUGAGCACAGAAUCUAAAGGUAACUCCAGGCCCCGCCAGCUUUGGAAGAAAUCCAUGGACUCUCUACGCCAAGAUUCAAUGACCCAGAACCCAGUCUCCCAGAGAGAGGAGGGAACAUUGGAGAAUAGGACCCACUCCCUAAAGAGUCCCAGAUACCUUCCAGAAGAGGUGGCCCACUCAGACAUUUCAGAAACUUCGAGUCGGGCCACGUGCCACAGGGAACCUGACAAUAAUAAGAGCCACAAGACCAAGGACAACUUCAAAAGGUCUCUGGCCUCCAAGUAUCCCAAGGACUGCAGUGAGGUUGAGCGCUCAUACUUGAAAACCAAAUCGAGCUCCCCCAGGGACAAGAUCUAUACCAUUGAUGGUGAGAAGGAGCCCAGUUUCCAUCUAGAUCCUCCCCAGUUUGUUGAAAACAUAUCCCUUCCCGAAAACAUGGACUUCCCAGAUGCCUACCAGGACCACAGUGAGAACUUUCGCAAGGGGGACACUCUGCCCAUGAACAGAAACCCUCUGCACAAUGAAGAUGGGCUUCCCAAUAAUGACCAGUAUAAGCUCUACUCCAAGCACUUCACCUUGAAGGACAAGAGUUCCCCACUCAGCGAGGGCAGCGACCGCUACAGGCAGAACUCCACACACUGCAGGAGCUGCCUUUCCAACCUGCCCACCUAUUCAGGCCAUUUCACCAUGAGGUCGCCCUUCAAGUGUGAUGCCUGCCUACGGAUGGGGAACCUCUACGACAUUGAUGAAGACCAGAUGCUUCAGGAGACAGGGACUCCAGCCACCCAGGAGGAGGUCUACCAGCAGGACUGGGCACAGAACAACGCCCUCCAGUUCCAAAAGAACAAGCUGAGGAUUAGCCGUCAGCAUUCCUAUGAUAACAUCCUCGACAAGCCUAGGGAGAUAGACCUUAGCAGGCCCUCUCGGAGCAUAAGCCUCAAGGACAGGGAACGGCUUCUGGAGGGAAAUUUGUACGGGAGUCUUGUUAGUGUCCCUUCUAGCAAACUCUUGGGGAACAAAAGCUCCCUCUUCCCCCAGGGUCUGGAGGACAGCAAGCGGAGCAAGUCUCUCUUGCCAGACCACACCUCCAAUAACCCUUUCCUCCACUCCUAUGGGGAUGACCAACGCUUAGUCAUCGGGAGAUGCCCCUCGGACUCCUUUAAACACUCGUUGCCAUCCCAGACAAUGAAUGACAACUAUCUUCGAUCCUCCUUGAGGUCAACGGCAUCGUACUGUUCCAGGGACAGUAGAGGCCACAGCGAUGUGUAUAUUUCUGAGCAUGUUAUGCCUUAUGCUGCAAAUAAGAAUAAUACGUACUCUACCCCCAGGGUUUUGAAUUCCUGCAGCAAUAGACGUGUGUACAAGAAAAUGCCUAGUAUUGAAUCUGAUGUUUAA